This is a messenger RNA of Fusarium vanettenii 77-13-4, 1158 nucleotides long. RefSeq lists its product as uncharacterized. NCBI's taxonomy places the organism in Eukaryota, Fungi, Ascomycota, Sordariomycetes, Hypocreales, Nectriaceae. The record is from RefSeq and is a predicted model, not a curated record. Gene Ontology annotation, molecular function: flavin adenine dinucleotide binding; electron-transferring-flavoprotein dehydrogenase activity. The transcript has a single exon. Bases 1 to 1158 code for a protein of 385 amino acids. Gene Ontology annotation, cellular component: cytoplasm.
AUGGCCAAGAAUUUUGUGAUCCUAGGUGCCGGUCUGACUGGUCUUCCUCUGGCUCAUUAUAUUCUCAAACAUUAUGCCACCAAACACGAUCUCAAAGUCAUCCUCGUUUCGCGAUCCGACGAGUUCUACUGGAACAUAGCAACUCCACGGGCUGCUAUCCCCGGCCAGCUCACAGACGACCAAGUCUUCUUCUCAAUCCCUAAAGCUUUUUCCAAAUACCCCUCUCAGAGAUUUGAGUUUAUUCUCGGAAAUGUCGAGACCUGGGACCCUGACGAGAACUCGGUCGCCGUGAACCAGAGUGAUGGGCAGACACGAGCACUCCACUAUGACACUAUCCUUGUGGCCACUGGCAGUGACUACAGCGAUAAAAUGCCGUGGAAGCUAGUCGGAACAUCUCGAGAAACCCGCAGUUCCCUCGUCAAAUUACGGGACGCAGUGGACAAGGCAAAAUCAAUCAUCGUGGGCGGUGGAGGUCCCACGGGCGUUGAGUUCGCUGGUGAACUUGGCCAUGAGUAUGCAAAGGCAAGCAAGAAGGAGGUGAUACUGGUUAUCGCUGAUAAGCUUCCCCUCGAAUCCAAGAACCUUGAAGCAACGCGACAGGCAGCAAAGAAGGAGCUUGAGAAGCUCAAGGUCAAGGUCAUUACGAGUGCCAGGAUCACAAACACCACCCACAAGGACGGAGGAGGAAGCAUCCUGGAGCUCACAAAGGCCGAUGGAACCAAGGAGAUGCUCGAGACGGAUUUAUUCGUGCCUACUUGGGGUGUAACUUACAACACCUCCUUUGCACCCUCUUCCCUACUCGAACCAAACGGCCGCCUCAAAGUGACAUCCUCUCUCCGCGCACCAGGCUACGACAACGUCUUCCUCGCCGGCGACGCUGCAAACGCUGACUCGUACGCUGCCACGAUCAGAGAACCUCAGGUGCGCUAUCUUGCCACUGCGAUCGGCCAGUAUCUUGCAGGAGGAAAGGUGCAAGACUACUCUCCGGAAACAAAGGUCGGACUGGCUGCCUCAGUUGGACCUAGUCGUGGAAUUGGACAAAUGGGAAACUUUAACAUGUGGAGUUUUCUUGUGUGGUAUUUCAAGGCUCGGCAUAUGUGCACGAAUGUUGCUGCUGAGUAUGCAGCGGGCGAGAGUCUUAUCUUGGGGUCCUUUUGA